AUGUCGUACAGGGAAUUAUACCGAAACUUAUUCGACGCACAUGUAGUUUCCCCUUUCUAUCUGAAGCCCUUACAGCCCCCGUACCCCAAAUGGUACGACACAAAUGCACAGUGCGACUAUCAUGCGGGAAUUACGGGGCAUUCCAUAGAAAAUUGUACCGCUUUCAAGAAGUUGGUUGAAAGGCUCAUUGGUAUGGGUGUCGUUAAAUUUGAUGAAGCCACCAAAGCAGAAAAUCCAUUACCAAACCAUACCGACAGCGGGGUCAAUAUGGUGGGCGAAGACAGAAGAAUCAAGGUAGAUAUUGCGGAUGUAAAGACUCCUUUGAGAAGGGUCUGGAUGGAGAUGGUGAAAAGGGGACUAAUCGUCUCAGAAGGAAGCUGUGAAAGGAAGAGAAAUUACUGUGAGUUCCACCAUGAAGUGGGGCAUGAAAUCCAAGAAUGUACGGAGUUCAGAGCCCUGAUACAAGACAUGAUGGACAAUAGGGAGGUGAAAUUCUGUGAAGGAGUUCAAGAGGAAAGUGAUGUAUGCGCAUCAGAGUUGGCGUUGGGGGUCCCGAAGGUUAACCGUCCUGUGGUCAUCAUCUCGCGACCUCAGAACAAUAACAGGAGGGUUCCUUGGAAUUACGAUUGUAAUGUGACAAUCCCGGGGAAGGAGGAUGUAAUCAAUAGAGAGAAGCAGGAUGAAGGAAGGCACCACGAACAGAUGAAAGCACGAGUCGAGCCAAUAGGAGAGGAAACUUCAGUUGAAAAAAAGAAGAACGUGGUCAAACCCGAAUUGUUGGUCAAUGAACCAAUCAAAGAGGAGGAAGCUAGAGAGUUCUUAAAGUUCAUAAAGCAUAGCGAGUACAGUGUUGUGGAACAGCUGCACAAACAACCUGCUCGCAUAUCUAUGCUAGCUUUACUCCUGAACUCGGAGGGACAUCGGAAUGCACUACUGAAGGUGCUAAAUGAAACUUAUGUGGCCGACGAUAUCUCUGUUAACAAGUUGGAUCGACUAGUCGGUAAUAUACGCGCUGAUAAUUUCAUCUCCUUUAGCGAUGAUGAAAUACCACCUGGGGGUAUGGGAUCUACUAGAGCUUUACACAUCACUGCAAGGUGUAAAGGAUACAUAUUACCGGGAAUUCUGAUAGAUAAUGGAUCGGCAUUAAAUGUAUUGCCCCUGUCCACACUCAACAGGCUACCUAUGGAUAGCUCGCAUAUGAAAUCGUGUCAGAAUGUGGUGAGAGCAUUUGAUGGCACCGAGAGGAAAGUCAUGGGAAGAAUUGACAUACCCUUGUUAAUCGGCCCAACUGUCUAUGAGGAAGGCCGUGGAUUCAUUCAACAGUGCUUGAUGCGCCAUCGUUACAUCAAAAGCGAAAGCGGUGUCGAGAGGGGUAGGGUAGUGACGAUAGAUGCUGAGGAGGAUAUCAUUGCAUCUGUAACUAACGAUGCGCCUUAUUUGGAGAUGAGGGAUGAUGCAAUCGAGUGCUCUUUCCGUUCCUUGGAAUUUGUAAAUGCAACAUUCAUCCUGGAGAGAAGCAAGAUCCCAAUGCCGAGAAUAUCAAAGACCACAAGGAUGGGUCUGCAACUGACAGUAGGAAGGGGAGCUUUGCCGAAAAAAGGAUUAGGGAAGUAUCUUCAGGGCCAAGUUGAGGCUCCAGUAGUGAAAGACAAGUAG
Messenger RNA from Gossypium raimondii (Peruvian cotton), 1656 nucleotides. RefSeq lists its product as uncharacterized. Lineage: Eukaryota; Viridiplantae; Streptophyta; Magnoliopsida; Malvales; Malvaceae. The transcript has 3 exons. The coding region runs from base 1 to 1656 and encodes 551 amino acids. The record is from RefSeq and is a predicted model, not a curated record.